This is a messenger RNA of Penicillium maclennaniae, 1470 nucleotides long. RefSeq names its product glycoside hydrolase family 47 protein. The record is from RefSeq and is a predicted model, not a curated record. Gene Ontology annotation, molecular function: mannosyl-oligosaccharide 1,2-alpha-mannosidase activity; calcium ion binding. NCBI's taxonomy places the organism in Eukaryota, Fungi, Ascomycota, Eurotiomycetes, Eurotiales, Aspergillaceae. Gene Ontology annotation, biological process: N-glycan processing; carbohydrate metabolic process. The transcript is spliced from 6 exons. Gene Ontology annotation, cellular component: Golgi membrane; endoplasmic reticulum. Bases 1 to 1470 code for a protein of 489 amino acids.
AUGGUAAUCGUUUCUCGCGCUCUGUUGGCCCUAGCCGCCCUCGUCCCCGCCGUCGCUGCUCGUCCUAGUCAGACUUGCCGAAAGGUUCAGUAUGACUUCCCUGCUAGCACGAACAAGAAUGAUCCUCGCGCCGAAGCUGUGAAGCAGGCCUAUGUCCGCGAGUGGGACCAAUACUACAAAUAUGCAUUCUCCCACGACGACCUGCUGCCCCUCACCCACAACGGCACCAAUGACCUUUUCGGCUGGGGUGCCAGUGUUGUCGAUGCAAUUGACACUGCUAUUGUCAUGGGAUUGACCGAUAUUGUGGAGAAGCAGCUGAAGCACAUUGCUUCUGUUGACUUCACAAAAUCUGCCUACAUAGUCAACUUCUUUGAUAUUAACAUCCGGUACCUUGGUGGCCUAUUGAGUGCAUACGACUUGAUCAAGAGUGGAAAGUUCCCUAACCCUUAUGACGAGCACCUGGUCGAGGCCCUGCUGUCCCAGGCAAAGUCCCUGGCCACUGCCAUCAGCCCGGUGUUCGACACUGUCACUGGCCUACCUGCCUCACAGAUAAAUUUAACCACUGGCGAAGUUAUUCAGUCCUCCAGUACCAUCAAUGGCACUACAUACAAUAGUACCAACACUGCGCAGGCGGGAACCAUGAUCUUGGAAUACUACCGUCUCUCCGACCUUACUGGCGAUGAGACUUUCCGCGAGCACGCGAAGAAGGCCGAGAGCUAUCUCAUCAACCCCAGGCCAGCUCCCAUUUACCCCGGUCUCGUCGGUACCGAGCUUGACACUGACACCGGAAAGUUCAUUACCUUCGAUGCUGGCUGGGAAGCUGGCGUGGAUAGCUUCAUCGAGUAUCUUAUUAAAACUUAUCUGUACGAUCCGUCUGAUGAAUACACUCAACAGCUACGUGACUUCUGGGUUAUUACUGCGGAGUCGAGCAUUCAAAACAUUGCGCUGCAUCCAUAUCAUCACCCCGAGCUGACCUUCCUAUCGCAAUCCGACACCAAUGGUAGCCUCAUGUGGACCAUGGAUGACUACUCUUGCUUCGCUGGCGGGAAUCUUCUUCUCGGUGGAGCGUAUCUGGACCGGCCCGAUAUCAGUGAUCUUGGAGUCAAGAUGGCUGACAGCUGUCACUGGCUUUUCAAUACCACGACUACUGGUUUGAAUCCGUCAACGAUUGCCUGGUACAACCAGAAUAACACCGCCUACGACAACGAAUACAAUUUGAAUGCCACUUACCGCGCAGAAGCCGCCAAGAAUGGCUACUUCAUCACUGACCCCUCUUAUCGCGACUACCCUGAGCCUAUCGAGAGUAUUUGGUAUGCGUACCGCAUCACCGGCGAUACUCGCUGGCAGGACUACAACUGGGAAAUUUUCCAGGCCUUGGAUACAGAGCGGUCAAAGUCGACGCCCUACGCUGAGAUCUCUGAUGUCAAUGCUCCAGGUGGUGGAGAGUUGAUCAACUAUGUUGCCAGGUGA